Messenger RNA from Argentina anserina (silverweed cinquefoil), 1454 nucleotides. Its product is annotated as glycolate oxidase 1. Gene Ontology annotation, molecular function: FMN binding; (S)-2-hydroxy-acid oxidase activity. The record is from RefSeq and is a predicted model, not a curated record. NCBI's taxonomy places the organism in Eukaryota, Viridiplantae, Streptophyta, Magnoliopsida, Rosales, Rosaceae. Gene Ontology annotation, cellular component: peroxisome. The transcript has 12 exons. Bases 204 to 1310 code for a protein of 368 amino acids.
GCCCUUCAUUCUUUAAUAUAUCGGCUUUCACUGUCUUUGUUUGCUUGUGUCAUCUUGUGGAAAUAAGAUUGAAUGAGAGCUUCAUUCUCCAUCUUUUUCUCUUCAAGCAUCAUUUUCUGCAGCUCCUCUCUGUUUCAGAAGUGGGAGUGAGAGACAGAGCCAAAAGAACAUUCUGAGGUAAAAGUAAACUAACAGUUGAAGUGAUGGAGAUGGUAACCAAUGUUUCCGAGUAUGAGAAGAUAGCAAAGGAAAAAUUGCCAAAGAUGGUGUAUGACUACUAUGCAUCUGGUGCAGAGGACCAGUGGACUCUCAAGGAGAACGAACGUGCUUUCUCCAGGAUUUUGUUUCGGCCUCGUAUUCUUAUUGAUGUAAGCAAGAUAGACUUGAGAACCACAGUGUUGGGAUUCAAUAUUUCCAUGCCCAUCAUGAUAGCUCCUACGGCCAUGCAGAAGAUGGCUCACCCUGAAGGAGAAUUUGCAACAGCAAGAGCAGCAUCUGCAGCAGACACAAUUAUGACACUGUCCUCUUGGGCUACUUCCAGUGUUGAAGAGGUUGCGUCAACGGGACCUGGCAUUCGUUUUUUCCAACUCUAUGUGUACAAGGACAGAAAUGUGGUUGCACAGCUUGUCAAAAGAGCUGAGAAAGCUGGUUUCAAGGCAAUAGCCCUUACUGUGGACACUCCGCGGCUUGGACGCAGGGAGGCUGAUAUCAAGAACAGAUUUACUUUGCCACCAAACUUGACAUUGAAGAACUUUGAGAAUAUUGAUCUGGGAAAAAUGGAUAAGACCAAUGAUUCUGGACUAGCAUCAUAUGUUGCUGGACAAAUUGAUCGGUCUCUCAGCUGGAAGGACGUGAAAUGGCUUCAGACAAUCACCCAUUUACCGAUUCUUGUAAAGGGUGUGAUCACAGCUGAGGAUGCACAACUAGCUGUACAACAUGGAGCUGCAGGAAUAAUUGUCUCGAAUCAUGGUGCUCGCCAGCUUGACUAUGUUCCUGCAACUAUUAUGGCUUUGGAAGAGGUCGUGAAAGCUACACGAGGGGUGAUUCCGGUCUUCUUAGAUGGUGGAAUAAGGCGAGGAACAGAUGUUUUCAAAGCUUUGGCUCUUGGAGCAUCGGGUGUAUUUAUCGGAAGGCCAGUAGUGUUCUCUUUAGCUGCUGCAGGGGAGGCUGGUGUCAGGAAAGUCCUUCAAAUGCUCCGAGACGAGUUUGAACUGACUAUGGCAUUAAGCGGUUGCCGUUCCCUGAAAGAAAUCACUCGAGACCAUAUUGUAACCGAAUGGGAUCGUCCGCGUAUUGCACCCAGAUUAUAAGAUUACCACCAUAAUUCUUGAGCCUCAUUUGCUGAACAGCUAAAUUCUUGUUCUUGAGCCGGUGUGUCAAGCUCAGGAAUAUAUACUGGAAGCAUUAAUAUUUGGGGAUCAGUGGUACCAUUUAAAUAAAUGUCAUUCCCUUCA